UAGUUGCGACUGCAUUGUUCAAAAUAAGCUUAAGCUUCGCUAUGUUUUAGCUUCUGUUGGGCACUCGCUCUUAUUUACCACUUAAAAAAUUCUAAAUUGUUUUUAUUCCACGAAGAUGUCCGAGGAAAACUCAUCUUCAUCUAUCGAACAGAUGACGAGCGUUUCCGAGCCAGGUCCACUCAAAUGGACGUUACGUGUUUUAUAUAUCUCGGUGUUUGUCGUCGGCAUUACGGGUAACUUAGUCGUAUGUUAUGCCGUAAUGAGACGUAAACGCCUUCGUUCAAGCAACAACCUUUACACCUUCAACCUCGCUUGCGCGGACCUCAUUGUCGUGACCAUUUACGUCCCCACGCAAAUGACAGCUUUCGAGAACGAACACAACUGGGCUUUGGGCGACACGAUGUGCAGAAUCGCUUAUAUAAUAAUUCCACUCUGCUUGUCGGCGUCAAUUGGUUCCUUACUCGCCAUUACAGUUAACCGUUAUCGUGCGAUGGUCUCUCCGCUGACGCCUAAGCUAACAGUGUGGAAGAUCCAGUUGAUCAUCUCUGGCAUAUGGGUCAUCUCUCUACUCCUAGCAUUGCCGAUUAUCUUUGUUGCAGGGACAGAGACGAGUGCAAACGGGCAAGUGUACUGUUCUGAACCCGGCUGGCCCAAAGAUUCAGCCAUCGACAAUAUUUACUGGAUAUCAAUUUUUGUCCUUCAGUACGUCGCACCUCUGAUCGUUAUUGCCGUGCUAUCAAGUAUCGCUGCUUGGAAACUAAGAGCCAAUUCAUUGUUCAACAGAAAGAGGGAUUCGUUAGUCGUUACGAAAGCCGUGCGAAAACGGAUGCAACAGGGAGCUAAGAUUACUAAAAUGCUACUUGCGUUAGUAUUGAUUUAUGCUAUUUGUAUGUUGCCUCAACACGCGGUGUUUUUUUGGAUGGAAUAUGGAAACCUUAACCAGAUGGGAUUCAAAAUGUAUAUAUUCAGGUUCUCGAAUGUUUUUCCCAUGGCGAACUGCGCGUUGAAUCCUAUUGCAUACGGGACACUGAACAAAGAGUUUGCAAUGGUUUUCAAGAGCUUAUUAAAACGCAAAUGGCACUUCAAAACGGCCAUUUGUUGCAGACAGAAAGCAGAUCAAAGGGUGGAAAUACUUGACGCUAAAGUAGGUUGUGACAUCCUACUGAAAGACAUUUGACAGGUCGACAAUCAGCUCAGAAUGAAACAAAAUGGAGAUCAAAAAUGGAAGUCAAUAAGCUUACAUGCAUUUAACUUAGUUUCUGACAUCCCCGGCACGGCCAGAUGGUAUAAACAAACCCCGGGUUCUCGGUAUAACGUUCAGCAAAGGGCCGGUUUCCAUAUACUCACCAACGACGGUGGUAGUUUUUUAUAAACACAAGAAAUACAUCGAAAGGUCAAUAAAUUCUGACGCAGUAUGUUCUUUAAUUCACCUGCUUGAAUCUGAUUACCAAGCCUAGCAGAGGAUAAUUAUUCAAUCUUGUCAUUCGGCUUUUUAUUUAUACUCACGAUUUUAGUCCUAGUAAAAACUACUUAUAAUAAGUAGUUUUUGACAAUUGCAAUCGUCUCAUAAACUGAAAAAUGUUUUCGUUACUCUAGUGAACAUAUAUAAUAAUCCGCUUCAGUGAUGUUAAAAAACUGGGUUAUUAUUUGAGGAAAAAUCUAAUCUUACAAUCCAUCGUGAAACGAAAACGAAAAGACAAACCAUCAUAUAAGGUGUAUAGUUCGUAUAUGGCGGUAAAUUUCUUUGUCGUUAGACCCAAGUUACACGCCCGGGCUCGAAUUUGAAAAAAUAAAUAAAUAAAUAAUAAUGCUACUAGUAAUAACAAAAACAGUUGCUUCAUUAAUGCUACACUGGGAUAGAUUUUUGCCGUACUCUCUCUAUUCGGCGAGCGCCAUCUUCGAAGUCAAAGCUGAGAAGAGGCCGCCAAAACGUGUCAAUAAGUCCUGCUAUGGGAGCCAUGGGUAAGUGCUUUGUUCUUUUCUCUGAUCAUGUCGCUCGUAGUUAUUCAAUAUGGCGGUUGGCCAUGCCUCGGCCUCAGUCCCUGGAGUAGGUUUGUCCGGCUCAUAUUCGAUAUAGCGGAUCGACGAUCAAACGGAAAAAUAAUUGAACGGGACAGCCUGGCUAGCCGCUUGAAAGACGCUUUUUAUUUCAUGAAAACGACAUUCAUUUAAAACAAAUUAUUUUGAUUUAAUUAAUCUUAGCAGCGUUAGAUAAACACGAGCAUCUCGAUCAUGUUCAACCCUUCGACAAAACCUGCAGAUCCUUGUGGAAACAUAUAAAAAAACAUAUAAAGAGGAAUCCCGAUCUCAUGAACCCUUAAUUUUUGGAACCCUCGGUAAACUCGAAUCAACAUUGCUUCCCUUCCCUCGUUGAAUAUCC
Molecule: messenger RNA, 2380 nt
Organism: Orbicella faveolata
Lineage: Eukaryota; Metazoa; Cnidaria; Anthozoa; Scleractinia; Merulinidae
Product: neuropeptide FF receptor 2-like
Biological process (GO): G protein-coupled receptor signaling pathway
Cellular component (GO): plasma membrane
Molecular function (GO): G protein-coupled receptor activity
Source: RefSeq, a predicted model, not a curated record